CAAUCAGUGGUGGUGGAUUUUCAAAGAGAAAAAAAAAAAAAAAACGCAGUGGUGGUGGUGGGUGAGCACUGAGCAGGUAAUGUAAAACUUCAAGGCCACGAACGAUGAGAUCUCCCAACGCCAGAGUUUGAUCUCCGAUCACCCUCCAACUCCAAGGCGCGAAGUUAAGACGGGCGUGAAGCCAUGAAUAUCCUUCGAAGGGUCUCUUCCAAUUUCCCGCGAGUUUUGGGAUUCGCGCGGAGGACCUUCAAUUCAAGUAGAUUCCUUGCUGACUUCGUCGACUCUUCCCCUCCCGCUACCGCUCUCGGCGUUCACGUCUUCCAUUGCCCUGAUGAAGUUGGCAUCGUUGCGAAGCUAUCGGAAUGCAUCGCUUCCAGAGGAGGAAACAUACUCAGCGUCGAUGUCUUCGUCCCCGAAAACAAGAACGUCUUCUAUUCCAGAAGUGAGUUUGUAUUCGACCCAAUUAGAUGGCCACGGGCGGAAAUAGAUGAGGACUUCUUCAAAAUUUCAAAAUUGUUCAAUGCAAUGAGAUCUGUUGUGAGAGUGCCUGAUCUGGAUCCCAAAUAUAAAGUAGCAGUUCUUGCUUCAAAGCAGGACCAUUGUCUGGUUGAUUUGCUACAUGAAUGGCAGGAUGGCAAACUACCUCUUGAUAUUACUUGUGUAAUAAGUAAUCACAAUAGAGGUCCAGAUACCCAUGUGAUUCGGUUUCUAGAAAGGCAUGGAAUUCCAUACCAUUGUUUGCAAACAAAUCGAGGGAAUAAAAGAGAAGGAGAGAUCUUGGAUUUGGUUCAUGGAACUGAUUUUCUAGUGCUUGCAAGAUACAUGCAGAUAUUGUCUCAAAAUUUUUUAGAGAGCUAUGGGAAGGAUAUAAUUAACAUCCACCAUGGCCUUUUGCCAUCAUUCAAGGGUGGAAAUCCCUCUAAACAGGCCUUUGAUGCUGGAGUGAAAUUGAUUGGUGCAACCAGUCACUUUGUAACAGAAGAGCUUGAUGCAGGACCAAUAAUAGAGCAGAUGGUUGAGAGAGUUUCCCAUCGAGAUAAUCUACAGAGUUUUGUGCUGAAAUCUGAGAACCUUGAGAAACAAUGCUUAGCAAGGGCAAUAAAAUCGUAUUGUGAGCUUCGAGUGCUGCCUUAUCAGGAAAACAAAACUGUUGUAUUUUAAAAUUAAGUAAAAAUGAGAAGGGGAAAUUGAAAAGUAAUUGUAAUUUGUAAAAUUGAUUAAUAAUUUUAAUUAAAUUUUCUUGCUCUCUUAUCGUUGCA
Molecule: messenger RNA, 1259 nt
Organism: Nelumbo nucifera (sacred lotus)
Lineage: Eukaryota; Viridiplantae; Streptophyta; Magnoliopsida; Proteales; Nelumbonaceae
Product: formyltetrahydrofolate deformylase 1, mitochondrial
Biological process (GO): 'de novo' IMP biosynthetic process
Molecular function (GO): formyltetrahydrofolate deformylase activity
Source: RefSeq, a predicted model, not a curated record